CUUCCUGACAUCUGAUCUAAUUAUCCUCUCUUUUAGUUUAAAGCUAUUCGCCCUUGUCCUGACCCUUCUGUCCACCAGAAAUUGAGACACAUGAACAGGGGAACUCAAAUCCAGGCAAAAUUUCCCAUAUGCAAGGACAGACUCCUCUUUUUUAAGUCCUACAUUGGCUCCUAAAGGAUCAAAGACUGUCUGGCAUCUUUUCCGCCAGAGGUACUAGCCUUUUGGAAAACAGUAGAACUAUGUAUUAUUUUUUGCAAUAUCUUGACAGAUUAAAUUUUCUUUGGCUGUUGAUAAUUCCUUCCACAUGAAUACUUCAUUUAUGAAAACGUCCAAAUCCAAAACACAUGGACAAAUGGAAGCUGAUAGGAUCUCCAGGAUGGUCAGCAGGUACAAUGUGUCAGUCACCAUUUGCCCUUGCUCUGUUGUGCGUGCCUUGCCAGUCGUAGCAUUUACAUCCACAUUCUUGAUCGUAACCAGCAAUCUCCUUCGUCAUCACUGGUGUUAGCAUAUGGAAAAGGUGGCAUGCAGCAAUCCGUCUUACAAAGUGCUUUAUAUGUCAGCGUUAACACAUCCAGCACAGCAGCACGUGCAGUAUCCCUCUCGUCAGUCCCAUUCCCUCACUCCCUCCUGAGUGCAGGCAGUUAAUUAAUCAGUCACUUGGGAGGUUGUAGCAUUUUCCCAGCAACAAGCUACAAAGAUGCUAAGUUUGCUGAUCUUCCCAAGUUUAACCCCUUGUUUUAUUCCCUCAGUAUCUCUGAUCUCUCCUUUUGUUCAUGGACUGGUUUUCCCUGAGGGUAGUCUGACCUUUACUUUUCUUUCCCCCCCCUAAAUACUAAUGCAAGAGAGCAGAUUAUACACAAGUCCCAUUCUCUGGUGGUUUUGGUUUUUUGAUACUCUUUGGCAUAAUAAGGUAUCUGGAAUCAAGGACAUCCACUUUGCCCCAGGAUUGAGGGAGAUGCCUGGGGAACUACACCAGAACCACAGACCAAAUCAGCACAACUUUGCUUCAGUGCAAGGAAGAUUUUCAUCACUAUCCUGCCCAAAUACAAAGAAAGGCAUUUAGCAUUGCUUAGUGCAAAUAUUUAUGCACACAGAGGGACACAAAGACUGCCCAUGUCGGCUCGAUUAGCAUGCUGACUGUGCCUGCUUAAUCUUUGCUCUUUCACAGCAACAAGGGACGUGCGCUGCACUGCUUCUGGCAUCCAGGGCAUACUGAACUGCAGCCAGAGAGGCAACAAGCAGUAUUCUGCUGUGCUGCCUCCCUGUGGGGUAAUAAUAGUUUAUCCCUGGGUUUUGUCCGCUCAGACUCCUAAAAUAGACGAUGGUGUGUGACUGUGAACUUUCAUCAAUUACUAUUACACCUAAUAGUAAUCCCUGACAAUGUGAUUCAAGUGACAAUUCCCUGUGACUCCAACCUUCGACUGGGUUUCAUCUUAUGGAAAACAGGUGGAAAGCUCUUUCCUACCGUGCUACUUGUUGGCUCUUUCUUGGUUCAUUCACCAACAUAGGUAACUCCUUCUCCAUGCAUGGAAAAUGUACCCUGACCCAAAACAAGGGUGUAUCAAUGAGCAAAUAAUUCCCCAGGUACAGCACCUUCAGCAAGUAUUUCACCAAGCUUUGCUUCAAUAAUGAGGCCAUGACAAGAUACUGCUGUGACAAGAGACCUCCUCCAAGCAUUUACUAGGAGGUCUGCUUUAUGAUUUCUACAUGCAGUUCUGGAGAAGUAAACUCAGUAAGUGGUGAUCUGUUAAUCAUUCUGUAGACGGGAGAAUGGAAAACACUGCUUAUGCUGCUCAGGAUAUUUGCUCAGGGAAGAUGUAGUCAUGACCUCACUGAAUAGUGAUUUUUCACAUGUUCCAAAGUAACACAGCCUUCCCCUAAAAAGUCACCCACCAUUUGAAAUCCAACCAAUGCAGUACUCUGAAAAGCUCUCCAUAUGCAAGGGCUUCUCAGGUGGUAUUAGUCAAAUUGAGUACUUAAAGAAAUAUUCUCCAAGAAACAUAAAAAAUGCAUGGUAGCACAGCAUGAGGUUGAUCCAGGUUCAGAGAGCAGUAUGGAGACAGGGAUGCUAUAGAUCACAGUGACAGCAGCGGUGCAGCACUGGGAGAUGCCCUGGGGCUAAACUGGUUGUUGAGGCUACAAAAGAAAUUUACUUCCUGCUUGGAUCCCCAUUGGCUAGGGAUGAUAUUUUGAGCCCUGUAAGGGCAGGCUCUGCUGGUAUAUCUAGCAGCAGCACUCCUGAACUGAUUGUGAUUAGGGCAAGCACUGAAGGUCUGUCAGGGCUGGAGAAUGGAUCUGAAAAUGCUCCUAAUCUUCACUGCAUUUCUGCUUCCUGCUGUACUGGGCUUCCCCAUUCAGGACAACUAUGAAAACAGCACAGCAACAACAGAAUCUACUCAGGUUACUACAGAAGAGAAUGUAUACGACUCUCCAUCGCCAACAGAGACAGACUCUGAAGAUGACGUUAUUUUUAACAGAAUUUUGGAAGUUAACAAAGACAGCUCUCGGUACUUGCAAGAAGGUGACAUAGUUCCUCGAAGGAGCCGCAGUGCCUUCAACUGUCGCAAUUGCUAUUGGCCUCAGUCCAUGGAUGGGAUUGUUCGUAUUCCCUAUGUCUUGGAUCCUACUUAUGAGGAGAACCACGUAAGAGGGAUUCUUGAAGCCAUGGCAGAAUUUGAAACGUUGACUUGUAUUAAUUUUGUGAAGCGCAAGACAGAACGUGACUACCUCAUCAUUAGAUCAGCUGAUGGAUGCUGGUCCAACUAUGGAAAAGUAGGAGGUGGACAGACGGUAUCUGUGAUGAAAGGAGGCUGCAUGUGGAAGGGAAUUAUUCAGCAUGAACUGGACCACGCUCUGGGGUUUUUGCAUGAACAUUCUCGAAGUGACAGGGACAAAUAUGUAAAGAUCAUGUGGGAGUACAUCAGCCCAGCUGACAGACCAGACUUCAGGAAAUUUGAGAACUCCAACAAUCUAGGUCUUCCCUAUGACUAUUCUUCAGUAAUGCACUAUGGCCCGCACACAUUCACUAAUACCACUGGAAAAGCAACAAUUGUACCGGUUCCUGAUGGAUCAGUACAUAUUGGACAGAGACUGGGGCUGAGCAACUUGGAUGUGGCCAAAAUCAACAAGCUUUACAAUUGCAGUCGUUGCAGCACUAUUAUUGAUGCAGCGUUUGGCUCACUGAAAUCUGCCAACUACCCUAGAAACUAUUCAGAUAACACCAACUGUGUCUGGCUUAUCCGAACGCGAUCCAGAAAGAUUUCCCUGCACUUUCGUGACUUUGACCUGAGGAGAACCAGAGGCUGCCAGGGUGAUUAUGUUAAAGUUUAUGAUGGAUCCAGCAAGUAUUCUCCAGUUUUAAUGAACAAAACCUGUGGAUCGCAGAUACCCACUGAUGUAGUUUCUUCUAGCAGUCUUAUGCUCAUAGAGUUUGUCACAGAUGGUGCUGAUACAGCUUCUGGUUUCCAAGCCACCUUUACUUCUGCAAGGAUGCAAAGAAGAUUUAACACCCGCAACUGAUGUAAUGGAGAAGAAUCUAUUCUGUGAAUAUUGAAAUUAUGGAUUUCCAACUCUGCUCCUAUCUUGGCUUGGAUCAGUAUGCAAUUUAAUUCUAUUAAGAAUCAAAUUCUUCAUCUUCUUGGGAAAGUUUUUUCCCCAAGCCAUAUAAAUGUAUGAAUUCUGUAUAUCCCAGUAUAUUACCCCUUUUGUCUGCACAAUUAAUUUAUUACCUCUUUCUAUUUAACAAUUUAAUUAAAAGCUUCAUAG
This is a messenger RNA of Coturnix japonica (Japanese quail), 3765 nucleotides long. RefSeq names its product astacin like metalloendopeptidase (gene ASTL). Gene Ontology annotation, biological process: proteolysis. Lineage: Eukaryota; Metazoa; Chordata; Aves; Galliformes; Phasianidae. The record is from RefSeq and is a predicted model, not a curated record. Gene Ontology annotation, molecular function: zinc ion binding; metalloendopeptidase activity.